Messenger RNA from Penicillium pulvis, 705 nucleotides. RefSeq names its product LysM peptidoglycan-binding domain-containing protein. The transcript is spliced from 2 exons. Lineage: Eukaryota; Fungi; Ascomycota; Eurotiomycetes; Eurotiales; Aspergillaceae. The record is from RefSeq and is a predicted model, not a curated record. The coding region runs from base 1 to 705 and encodes 234 amino acids.
AUGAUGUAUCUAAAGCAACUGGUUGGUCUCGUCACCCUAGCAAGGCUGAGCACCGCUCUCCCGGCAACUAUCGACUAUAACGUCCCAUCUGAAGCCGGAAGUGUUCUCAACUUGAACAUUGCCCUCCGCAACGGUACCUAUACUGUGAAAGACAAUGAUACUAUCCACACCAUUGCCGCCAAGUAUGAUGUCGGUGCCUGUGACAUUGCCCGAGUGAACGUUCUUGCCGACCCCAAUUACAUCUACACAAAUGAGACGCUGCUCAUUCCUCAGAUCGCAACAUUCCCCGACGACACCUCUUGUUUCAGCACAAAUAACACUGAAGCCACUGCAACCUGCAUCUACGGUGGUCCUCACGUCUACACCAUCCUUCCGGGUGACACAAUUCAGAAGAUUGCAAAUGAGCGCUACAACAUCACCGUCGAGUCAAUCAUGAACAACUCCCCCCAGACCGGGUAUAUUGCUGCUCUGGACCCAGGCCCCUACGAUGUCCUGCAAGAGGGCGAGACAGUCAAAAUCCCAAUUUGCGAUAACACGGCAUGCACAUUUACGCAAUUUACCUUCGACUAUGGCACUCUACAGGACUACGCGACAACGUACAACAUUACAGUUGGCCAGAUCAUGGCGCUUAACCUCGGAUACAACCACACGGAUGCGACAGGUGUUCCUUUGGUUGUAUUGGCUGAUUGUGAGAUCACGAGCUGA